AAAAAUAGUAAAUCAUAAAAAUGCAUUUUAUAAUUUUUUUACUUGUGACGAGCAUUCAAACAUGGAAUAUAGUUGGUGAUGGUAAUUCGGACUGCAUUUAUGAUAAUUCCUAUGGUUUACCUGAUAAGUAUACAGCUUCAGGAAUUCUUGCAUUUGGUGAUUCCAUGCUUGAUACAGGCAACAAUCUCUAUAUACCAUUAACUCCUUUAAAGUCCAAUUUUUGGCCAUACGGUGUCGAUUUUACCGUGACAUAUCCGUCCGGCAGGUUUUCUAAUGGAAAAAUACUGCCCGAUUUUUUAGCAACAUAUUUAGGAGUAUGUCCCCAAACCGGUAUUAUUUUACCUCAUUUAAGUCCAAAUAUAAAAUCUCUAAAUAUUCUAGAUGGAUUAUCUUUUGCUUCGGCGGGCACAGGAUACGACAUUUUAACAACCACUUUAAAGUCAUCUAUAUCAUUAGAAGAUCAAAUAAAAAAAUUGGAAGAUUUUAAUGUGACGAUGACCAAAGCAUAUGGUGCAACGACAAGAGAGAGUUUCUAUAUCAAAGCCAUAGCUUUUGUGUCAGCAGGCACUGAAGAUAUUAUCAACUAUUUUCCUACAAGUUCCAGGAGUGUCCAAUAUAAUAUUAAUGCCUAUACUGAUCUUUUAGCACAAACUUCCUUUAAUUUUGUCAAAAAUUUAUUUGAUAAAGGAGUAAGAAGGAUCGGAGUUUUUGGAGUACAGUCGACCCUCUGAUAAUUAAUACAUAUGGUGGAUCAAAAAUUUAUUAAUUAUUAGAAUUAUUAAUUUAUUGAAUUUGUAUAAAAAAAUUAUAAAAGAUAUUUUAAAGCAUCUA
Messenger RNA from Mercurialis annua (annual mercury), 831 nucleotides. RefSeq names its product GDSL esterase/lipase At1g20120-like. The record is from RefSeq and is a predicted model, not a curated record. The transcript has 4 exons. Lineage: Eukaryota; Viridiplantae; Streptophyta; Magnoliopsida; Malpighiales; Euphorbiaceae. Bases 21 to 731 code for a protein of 236 amino acids. Gene Ontology annotation, biological process: lipid metabolic process. Gene Ontology annotation, cellular component: extracellular region. Gene Ontology annotation, molecular function: lipase activity.